GACUUGAAGUUGUCGGCGCUUCGACUGAUCGAAUUUUCGCGUCGAGCUAACCAAAGCGGAGAAAAAUCGAAUGGCCCUCUUUUACCUCGGGUAUAAUCGGGCGUGUAUGUCGCUGUGAUAAACAAAUUUUUCAUCGCAGCCAUGGUGCGCAUGAACGUGCUCAGUGAUGCCCUCAAAUCCAUCAACAAUGCUGAGAAGCGAGGCAAGAGGCAAGUGCUUCUUCGCCCAUGCUCCAAAGUCAUUGUCAAAUUCCUCACAGUAAUGAUGAAGCAUGGUUACAUUGGAGAAUUCGAAAUUGUUGAUGACCACAGGAGUGGAAAGGUUGUUGUAAACCUUACCGGAAGGUUGAACAAAUGUGGUGUCAUUUCGCCCAGGUUCGAUGUUCCAAUCACAGACAUUGAGAAGUGGACCAACAACCUUCUCCCAAGUCGUCAGUUUGGAUAUGUUGUGUUGACCACGAGCGGAGGAAUUAUGGACCAUGAAGAGGCCAGGAGGAAACACUUGGGAGGCAAAAUCCUUGGUUUCUUCUUUUAAGUUAAAUCUUGUAUUAAAAACGAAAAAAAAUCGUAUUGAAUAAACGUCAAUACGUA
Molecule: messenger RNA, 590 nt
Organism: Nasonia vitripennis (jewel wasp)
Lineage: Eukaryota; Metazoa; Arthropoda; Insecta; Hymenoptera; Pteromalidae
Product: 40S ribosomal protein S15Aa
Exons: 4
Coding region: 142-534 (130 amino acids)
Biological process (GO): translation
Cellular component (GO): cytosolic small ribosomal subunit; ribosome
Molecular function (GO): structural constituent of ribosome
Source: RefSeq, a predicted model, not a curated record